Molecule: messenger RNA, 805 nt
Organism: Dalotia coriaria
Lineage: Eukaryota; Metazoa; Arthropoda; Insecta; Coleoptera; Staphylinidae
Product: pupal cuticle protein C1B-like
Exons: 2
Coding region: 42-641 (199 amino acids)
Source: RefSeq, a predicted model, not a curated record
UUUGAAUCUCAAAGUAAAAUAUACAAAUCCAUAAAAUCAAAAUGGCAUUCAAGCUCAUCGUCCUUUGCGCCGCUUUGGCCGUCGCCCAGGCUGGCAACAUCGCCGCCCCAUUGGCUUACUCCGCUGGUUACGCCCAUGCCGCACCUUUGGCUUACGCCCAUGCUGCCCCAGCUGUUGCCUACAGUGCCGCCCCAGCUGUGAGCUACGCCCACUCCAGUGCCAUCCAUACCCCAGUUGUGGCUAAGACCAUUGCCGCCCCAGCAUACGCUACCUACGCCCAUGCCGCUCCAGUCGCCACCUACUCUGCUGGUUACGCCCAUGCUGCACCAGUUGCCGCCUAUGCUCACGCCCCAGCCACCUCCUACUCUCACUCCACUGUCACCAAGAGCAUUGCCGCCCCUGUAGCUUAUGCUGCUCCAGUUGCUCACUAUGCUGCUGCUCCAGUCAUUGCUAAGGCCGCCAUUGCCGCCCCAGUCGCCACCUAUGCUCAUGCUGCUCCAGUCGCUACUUACGCUCAUGCCGCUCCAGUAGCUCACUAUGCUGCCGCCCCUGUCAUCGCUAAGGCCGCCAUUGCUGCUCCAGUCGCCCAUGUUUCCUACUCUUCCCCAUCUUUGGGCUACGCCACCAACUACGGAUGGUAAAUGGUCUCACCAAGAACGCUGUUUAAAUUUUUAAAUGCCAUUUAGAAACAAAAAAAUGUAAAUAAAUUAGUAAAACAUAUUUAUUUUAUAUGUUUCUGUAUUUAUUCGAUACAGAAAUUUAUAAACUGUAAAUAUACUUUUAUAAAACACAAAAAAAUGAAUUU